This is a messenger RNA of Aethalodelphis obliquidens (Pacific white-sided dolphin), 3148 nucleotides long. It is a transcript of the gene PHETA1, whose product is annotated as PH domain containing endocytic trafficking adaptor 1. Gene Ontology annotation, biological process: retrograde transport, endosome to Golgi; receptor recycling; endosome organization. The record is from RefSeq and is a predicted model, not a curated record. The transcript has 4 exons. Bases 446 to 1099 code for a protein of 217 amino acids. NCBI's taxonomy places the organism in Eukaryota, Metazoa, Chordata, Mammalia, Artiodactyla, Delphinidae. Gene Ontology annotation, cellular component: early endosome; recycling endosome; trans-Golgi network.
CGCCGACGGUCCGGCUGCCCCCGCCUCCUUCCGUCUGAUCCGCGCUCUCCCGCGGCUGCGCCGGCUCGGCCGCCCGGGAGACAAAGCACCGCCGCUGCCGCCGCCGCAACCGAGCAAGUCCCGGGCCAUGGCCGGGCCGCUCCCCGGUUCCCGUCCCGCCACUGCUGCCGUCGCCCUAGUCCGCGCCGUGAGGUUUUUGAGCACCAACUACAUGCCAGGCACUGGAAUUCAGACAGAGAACCUCCGCCCUCCUAGAGCAGCAAAAAUGACCCAGAUGUGGAAGCAGAGGCCCAGAGAGGCUUAAAGCUUGCCUGGGGUCACACAGCCUGGACACUACAGAGCUGACAUUUGAACCCAGAGAAGAGCAAGCCGAAACCAGAACUGAGCAGAGGGCAGGGAAGUGAGCAGUGGCCUGAGAGGUUCCGAGGCCCCAAGCCCCGCCGCCAUGAAGCUGAACGAGCGCAGCCUGGCCUUCUACGCCACCUGCGACGCCCCGGCCGACAACGCGGGCUUCCUGUACAAGAAGGGCGGCCGGCAUGCGGCCUACCACCGCCGCUGGUUUGUGCUGCGCGGCAACAUGCUCUUCUACUUCGAGGACGCGGCCAGCCGUGAGCCCGUGGGCGUCAUCAUCCUGGAGGGCUGCACUGUGGAGCUGGUGGAGGCGGCCGAGGAGUUCGCCUUCGCCGUGCGCUUCGCUGGGGCCCGGGCCCGCACCUACGUGCUGGCGGCCGAGAGCCAGGCCGCCAUGGAGGGCUGGGUGAAGGCGCUGUCGCGGGCCAGCUUCGACUACCUGCGGCUGGUGGUGCGCGAGCUGGAGCGGCAGCUGGCAGCCGUGCGCGCAGGCGGCGGCCCAGCCCCGCCCCGCCGACCCAGCGCGCUCCCGCCCAAAGAGAAUGGCUGUGCCGUGUGGAGCUCGGAGACGCCCGCCGCCCCCAGCCCCCGGCCCGGCCCCGAGCCCCCGCCACUGCCGCCCCGCCGGCGGGCCUCGGCGCCCAACGGGCCUCUCGACUCGGCCUCCUUCGCCCAGCUGCACGAGUGGUACGGGCAGGAGGUCAGGGCGCUGAGGGGCCAGUGGCUCCGCAGCCAGGCCCAGCCCUGAGGAUAGGGCUGAGGGCCGGAACCAAGAGGAAGCGGUCAAGGCCAGCCUUGAGGCCAGCACUGGUCCUGGUUCUGGUGCCACUCCAGCCCCAGGCCCUGCUCUGACAGGCCCAGCCCUGAGACACGGGGACCUGGUCCUGAGGGCGGUCGCAGUCGGCGUAAGCCCUGAGGUCCCUGCCUGGUCUUCUCUCGGGGACUCAGGCUCGGAGAAGAUGCUGGGUUCUGAGGGGUGCUUUGGGACCUCUGUCAUUCAGAGAAAGCCCAGCCUUGAGGAGGCCAUCGUGCCUGAUCCUCAGGAGAAGCCAGGCCCUGGGUGAUCCUCAAGCAGCCGGAGGGCUGGUUUUGUGGGAACUGUAGCCCCCAACCCAGCCCUGCAGGUGCCUCCGUCGCCUGUCCCAAAUCACCUAGCCGAGGCUUGUUGCUGGCAACAGGCAUCCACUGAGGCAGCUGGGACCUGUGAGGAUCUGUGGCCUGGAAGGCACAUGCCCAGUCAGCGCUGGUCCAGAGGCUCCAGACUGGGCCUCACGCGGACAGGAGGCUGGGCUGGGCUACACCACACCUGGGCCUGACCCUGUGGCUCCAAGACCCGCCGGAGGAGCUGCCUGGCUGCCGCCUGCCUGCCUGCCUCCAUAAGCGUGGGCUUUCACGUGUGCCCAGCACCGUGGGAUGGCCUGGUCCCCGGGGCUCCCGGCCUGGAGUGAGGCCGAGGCAGCACUUUCCCCCGGGGCCUCAGCCAGGCCUUGAGGUGGUGCUCCUGGGACCGUAGCGGCCCUCUGGCUUCGGGCCACAUCUGUGCUCCUGUGGCAGCCCUCACGCUCUCCCAGCACUGCUUAGCCACAUCCUCUGUCUUUUCCCAGAGCCAGCCUGGGGCAGGGCCUCUCGGGAGCUCGCCUGACCUCGUCCAGUCCUGGGCUGGGCAGCUGUGGCCUGAGCUGACUUUCCAGCAGGUUCCCCUAGGGAGGAGGGGCCAUGAGCUGACUCACGGCCCAGAAAGGGCCCAGGUGCCAAUCUGACAGGGGCAAAGAAGCAGCUGCAAAGCCGUAUUUGGCUUCCAGAACCCUCUCCCUCCAUCACAGCCCCUCUCUGAGCUCACAGACUCAGCCCCCUUCUCGCCCACAAUAUUCCAAGAGGGAGACCAGGUCUCGCUUUGCUUCGAGACCAACUUGUUUUUCACUCACUACAGUGGCCGUUCUUCAUCCAGGGAGAAUCUCGGGGGGCUGGGACACCCCUGGCCCUCAAGCUGGGUCAUGUUUACAGUCCUCAGUGCCCCCAAAUUGGGACCCCCUGAGGACACCCCUGCCCUAAUCUUUAUUUCCCCUGAGGCUCCCUCUUGGUGACAGACAGACGCGGCCCUUAGCCCCUUCCUGCUGGCUUUGGAGACCUUGGACCUUGGGGAAGAAUGGGGAGCUGUCUGUGUGUCUGCAAUCACCAGCCUACUGCUGGCUCAGUUGACUGGAGCUUCAGGUUUAAUUUAAAUACUUAGGGUGUUUUUUUCCCUAGCAACAAAGCUUGGUGUUUUCACUGCUUUUGUUCCUUGUUGGCUGGUGGGAAGGGAUAGGGUGCCUGGUUCUGGGUUUGGCCAGUGAGGGGGGCGGGGAUAGUUGGCACUGCCCCCAGGGAGAGGGCAAGGAGCCUUGGAUGGAGACACAGGAACCUCAAGAAUCUCACCUGGUUCUUUGCCUUCUCCCUGGCAAGCCCUGCUCUCCUGCAGGUGCUCUGGGGGUCUUGGUACGCUUUCCAUGCCCCUCUUCCCCAAGUCCUCAGUGGUGGGGAUGGGGAUGGCAGCUCUUGUCCACAGGCUUUGGGUCUCAGGGGGUGUUAGGAACUGCCCAGUGCCCAUGUCCUGGCCAGACCUAGCUGAUGUGGUGAGGUGUUGGCCCCAGUCCUGGUGUAGGUUUACAAGCACUAAAGGUACAAUCUCCCCCCACCCACCCCCAAAGCACAACCUGCGGUCAGGCUGCCUCCGGAGUUGGGCUGGGGAGAGAUAAUCAGGCAGUCUGGGAGAGGGAUAUAAAGGCUAAAAUAAAAUAAACAAAGGUUUGUCAAGUAA